Molecule: messenger RNA, 768 nt
Organism: Dentiscutata erythropus
Lineage: Eukaryota; Fungi; Glomeromycota; Glomeromycetes; Diversisporales; Gigasporaceae
Source: the annotation of a GenBank genome assembly
AUGCCUGGAACUCGUUUUUUUGAACAACAAGAUGGAACAAAAAUUGCAUACCAAAUUUUUAAUUCUGAAAAUGCUAAAAUAAUUGUGUUUGAUAAUCGUGGAAUUGGAGAAUCAACCGUUGCUUCUUAUAAUGAUCCUCUCACGGUCGAGUUAAUGGCUCAAGAUACAAUUGCGUUGCUUAAACAUCUUGGAAUUAAAAGAUUUAAUUUGUUUGGAACAAAUAUGGGUGCUAGAAUUGCUUUUGAAACUGCCUUGAAGCUUCCAUCUGAUUUGAAGUUAGAGAAAAUAGCUGUUAGUUCUUGUGCUCCUAAAAUUGACUUAAAUUCAGGAGGGAGUCAGAAAAUCAAUAAAAUUCAUGAAUUGUCAAGCACUCCUUUUCCUAAUGAUAUUCAGGGACAAAAAGAUAGACUUCUUGAAGGUGAAUUUGAUCAAGAUUUAUCUAAAUAUCUACUUGAACAUCCCGAUGAUCUUGAUAAAAUGGCAGAGAUCAUUAUUAGCAGAUACGAUGCCAGACCGUUUGAAAUGAUGAAACGUCAGUGGGAGGCAAAUACAACUUAUGAACUGCUUCCAAAACUAAAAGAAAUUAAAGUUCCAACUUUGGUAAUUCAUGCAGAAAAUGAUCUAUUCUUUUCCAACAAGGAAGCUGAAUUACUUAGUAAAGAGCUUUCUAAUUCAAAACUUUAUAAUAUUCCUAACAUGGGAAAUAAUAUUUUUGUAAAAGAUCGUGAAACUACUGCCAAUGUCAUUAGUGAAUUUUUGAAUAAUUAA